AUGCAAUCGCAGAAUGGGAAUGAUGCUCCCGCCAAUCAAUUUCCAUGCACACAAUGCCGGACGCGGAAACUCUGGUGCGAUCGCGUUCGCCCGCGCUGCGGUCGGUGUUCGAGACUUGGAGACAGCUGCGACUAUCCUCAGUCGAGAAGAGCCAAUGUUGGCAGAAGAAAACGGGUACAUGAGCUAGAGGCCAAAUUAGAACAACUCGAGAGGUUGGCAAAGACCGGAGACAACUCUUCUACUUCCGAAAAUGACGAAACUCCGCCUCAACAAAUCGCCAACGAGAGUGUCGAUUUUUCGACAGGGGACUUGCCGCAUGCGACAGCAUCGACAAGCGGUACUCCAGAUCAAAAUCAGAACCCAAUAGAAGACAAGACGUCUUUCACCGAACUACUCUCCCUGGGGCUUUUCGAGCAAUCGCUGUCUCAAGAUUGGCAACACGCUGUGCCAAUGUUGCACCGAACCCGGUACAUAAUGUCGUUGUACUUGCCGCCUCACAUGCAGCCUCCAAUGUGCCUACGAUACAUCGUCAUGGCCUCCGGCGCAGAAGUGACCAAAACUCACCGACAGCUAGCCAUGCCGUUUUACCAUCGCGCCAAGGCAUAUAUAGAAGCCGAUGAAAUGAGAGUGACGCAUGCUCAGUGCUGGUCACUGAUUGCCAACUUUGAAGCUCAGCAACUAUACUUUGCACAAGCUUCAAUGAGUCUCUGCCGAGCCAUCAGGGUUGCCCAGAUGCUCGGCCUUCACCGGGUCGACGGGGAAUGCGUCGACGCAAUGCCUCUAAUUCCGCCGCCGCGGGACUGGUCCGAGGCAGAGGAGAGAUGGAGGACGUGCGGUAGCACGGGCUGGCCGGUCAUGAUCAACCAGCAAGAUAUUACUACACACCUCCCUGCGUCAGACACAGCUUUCGAAACGGGCGUCGAGGAGCAGGCGAGCCCGCUGACGAGUAUCCUCCUCCAAGAAGGCCGGGACUUUUCCGCCUUUGCAGGACGGGUCCUGGCCGCGGCAUCCUUCUUCCAGACCUUUCAGCACUCGACGCGAACGCUACCAGACGACGAUCUAACCGAUCCUCGCACAAGUCGAAACUGGAAACGACACCGUGAGAUUUACAACGAUCUAGUAGGUCUCCUCGGCGCCCUCCCGGACGACCUCACCCUCCCCAAGAACAUCCAAUGCCACAACGCCACCUUUGUCAACGCCAUCAUCCACACGUCGGUCAUCUUGCUUCACAGAGCAGCUCUCGCCCGCGUUGAAUUUUUGGGGUUGCCGGAGCACAUGGCAAAACAGAGCCGGGCGAGGUUGAUUUGCGCCGUCGAGGAGAUUCUCAACAUUUUCCGGAUGAUGCCCGACAUCACGCAGACGCUCAAGAACCCCAUGCUGACCUUCUCCAUGUACACGGCCUCUCUCGUGUUCCUCGACAACUGGGAUACGUCAGCCCAAGACUAUCGGCGGCAGGAUAACCUGGACUUCAUCCUUCGCAUCAUCAUACUGGCUGCCAAGGCGUGGAAUAAUCCCGUCAUGAAGUCGACUACCUUCUUGUGGAGUUACCGUUGAAAACGGUGGAAUCGCAUGAUCCGUGUGGCACAGUUCAGGCAAUAGUCUCAUUUCUGCAGCGUCAUGGAGCGGGACGAACCGCGACUUCCAACAAAGUAAUCUAAAAGGUACGUAGCUAUUCCGAGCCUGCCCGCCU
This is a messenger RNA of Colletotrichum phormii, 1690 nucleotides long. RefSeq lists its product as uncharacterized. The transcript has 6 exons. Gene Ontology annotation, biological process: DNA-templated transcription; regulation of DNA-templated transcription. Lineage: Eukaryota; Fungi; Ascomycota; Sordariomycetes; Glomerellales; Glomerellaceae. Gene Ontology annotation, molecular function: DNA-binding transcription factor activity, RNA polymerase II-specific; DNA binding; zinc ion binding. Gene Ontology annotation, cellular component: nucleus. Bases 1 to 1554 code for a protein of 517 amino acids. The record is from RefSeq and is a predicted model, not a curated record.